Cladocopium goreaui is the source of this 4635-nucleotide messenger RNA. NCBI's taxonomy places the organism in Eukaryota, Dinophyceae, Suessiales, Symbiodiniaceae. The record is from the annotation of a GenBank genome assembly.
AUGCAGCCGCAAUCUUCAACACGUCAGACGUUUGUGGAAGAUUAUUUUUACAACAAUGCUGCACACGAGGGUGAGGGUUGCCAUACUACCGCAAGUGUGGCUGGAGCUGACCAUUUUACGGCCAAUCUCCUUCGACAAUUAGCAAAGAGCGGACAACCGCCACCAGAGGACCUCGGUCCACAGCAAAGGGAACCUACAACCCGACGUUCACCAGUGCAGAAGCGCAGUUUCAAAAGAGCAUGCCGCCGCAUGAUGGCACAUGGCUAUGCAUGGUACCAUGGACGCAUGAUGACGUCCCAGGACUUUCCUCAAGCCCUACAACAUUCAUUGCAACAGGAGAAACGCCCUGGAACCACAUGUGCCAAUCACCUGCAGGGUGACAGAAAUAGACUCCGGGUCCUGCAAUGGAAUCCAGGGGGCAUCAACCAAGGAGUUUUCCAAGAAUUCAAGUACUGGCUGCGGAAUCAACCAAUCGACAUUGUGGUGAUUUGUGAAACGAAGUGGAGCUUUUCGUCAUGCUGGAGUGAUGACAGAUGGUCAUAUGUACACUCCACCACUGAUGAACACCGAUCAGGCGGGGUGUUAGUAAUGAUCGCCCGCAAAUGGGCCGGACCAGACCAAAUAGGCUUCCAUGAAGAAUUGCCUGGUAGGAUUUUACAUGUCCGUUUGCAUUUUGGCACACGAUCUACCGAUGUUGUAGCAGUUUACCAGCAUGCAGACUAUCGUGACAAAACAUCCUAUGACCGUAGACAAAAAUUUUGGACUCACCUUGAUCAAUAUUUGCACCGUCUCCCCAAUCGGAACCAGCUCAUUUGCAGUGGAGAUUUUAACUGCGCUCUGCAGAUGCAGCUACCCUGGAGUGGCACACAUGGCUUCAGGUGGCAGGGGAGAAGGCAUCAGGGAUAUCAACAUCGGGACCACCACCGGUUCCAGAAUCUCCUGGCGGACCAUCACCUGGUGGCACUCAACACCUGGGACGAGUCCAAAGGCCCAACAUAUUAUCAUGGUGAGUAUGCGGCUAGGAUUGAUUUCAUUUGUACUCGUAUCCAUGCUUGUGAUGGUAAAUCAAAGGACGUGGCAUAUCUCAACACUGCUGAGUUUGUCCCCCUAAAUGCUUCACAUCACAUCCCCUUGUUGGCAUCAAUCCGAAAACUUCCUGUACAAUAUCAUGUGACACGUGUCCCCAAGGCAUGUAACUUGGAUCAAAGGGCCAGAUGCAGACAAGCUCAACUGCAGGAUCUGCCCCAAUGGCACGAUUUGACGGAGAGAGUUUGUGCAGCCGUGACACACCUGACUGCCACUGUUUGGAAACACUGGAGUGCGUUCCGACGCCUGCAACGGGUUCAACAGAGACAGGCCAGACAAGCUAAGACCAGACGUUUUCAUGACAUGUGUCAAGAGCUGCAACAUGCGGCCAACCAUCAUGAUGCGCAUGGAAUGUUCAAGAUUAUUAACCAACAUACCCCCAAAAAAUCCAUUUCUCGAAUCAGACUGCGCACAUCAGACGGCCAAAUUGCUGAUCAAUAUGCCACACAUGCGAUGUUGGUGGAGUAUGUUCAACGCACAUGGCAGGGACCACGCAGCCUUCCGAAGUUUUAUGAGGGGGCACCCGGCGUCCCUUUUGAUGCUGAUCAGAUCCGACGUGCAGUGCUCCAACUUCAUCCAAACAAGUCGGUAGCCAUGCCUUUUUUGCCGGCAAUAGUAUGGAAAGGGGCCUCAGAUCAAAUUGCAACUUUCAUCCAUGACACUUUGCGGGUAUGGUGGGGACAAUAUCCUCCAAUAAUCCCCCAAGAUUGGAAGGACGCUUGGUUGUAUUUCAUCCCAAAACCGGGCAAGCCCUGCAAUUGUCCAGCAAACCUCAGACCCAUAUCUCUCAUGGAAACGUUUGGUAAACUUGUGAUGGGGCUCAUCGCUGAUCAGCUGAAGAUGCAUUUGGAACAAGCAUUAUGCGCACUCCCUCAGCUAGGAUUCCUUCCGUUGCGAGGAUCCCUGGAUGCCAUUCGUAGAGUUUCACAGCACUGCAACCUGAUCCGUGUCCUGAUCAAUGCCAACCGGCGCACAGUUGCCCGACAGAUGAUCAUGCCCCCACGCCAUACUGUGGUGGGAGGGGUCCAAAUGUUUUUAGACCUGACACGAGCAUUUGACUGUGUGGACCGGGCCAUAUUAGUUGACCACCUCCAUGAACUGCAUACCCCCCAUGCGCUCCUCACCAUCAUCACCCAUUGGCAUGAGGGCACCCGAUAUCAUAUUGUAUCCCCUCAUAACGUAACUCAUGUGGAUGUUGGUUUAGGCCUACGCCAGGGAUGCAAGAUUGCCCCAUUGUUGUGGCUGGUCUACAUGAGCAAACUGCUCCACAUCCUGGUACCCCUGACUGGUGAGACGUGGAUCAGGGAAUGCAUGACAUUGUAUGCGGACGAUGUGCAUGUGGGCUGCCAGUUUUCGACCAUACAAGAACUUGACCACCAUUUGCAAUGUAUGGGCCAUCUAUUGGAUUGCAUUGAACGUUUGAAGCUCACUCUGUCAUACCAGAAGACCUUUGUGAUUUUGGCAGCCACAGGCAGCAAUAUGAAACGAGCUCUCAAGGGCAGAGUCAAGCGUGCUUCACCGACUAUGCUGGCGGUGAUCCCACGUGGCGAUGGUAGCAAAACAGAACUGCCCAUGCGUUCAGCUGUGACAUACCUUGGCACGACAAUGUCAUAUGGAGCAUAUGAGCUGCAGACAUGGAAACAACGCAAAAGAGCGGGAUGGGCCGCUUUCUCACGCUUGAAGUGUUGGCUGCAACAUCGACAGAUCAGUUUGGCUCAACGACUGUAUUUGUGGCGAACGUGUGUGCAAACCAUCAUCACGUACGGCAUCACAGCCACCAACGUUACAGUGCAGAAUAUUACAUGGAAUCAUUUGCCUGACCUUCUCCUACUCAUAAGACGUUUGCAGGCACAUGAAUCGGCAGUUCCAAUCGAAGAUGCAGCCACUCCCCCACAGGCAGACCAAAGACCGUCCAUGCCCCAAGCGAUGGAGGUAGGCCCACGACCCUGUAAGGCAGAGGUGGAUGACUUUCACGUGAUACACCAGCCUUUCUGGCCUGAGCUCAAACGGAUGACACAGGUGGCCAUGAUUUUCUACACAAGUGAGCAGGAUCUUCUGAUCCCCUGGCCUUUCACUGCGAGCCAGUACAUCAGGUCAAACGACGACGAACCGCAGCCCAAAAAGCCGCGGCAGGGGCACACGGCGUGCAAAGAGCCGGAACCCAACCAGGGGCAGAAGGCCAUGUUGAGCCUGGUCAGACUCAUGGCGCAAGUGGUCAUCCAACACGACAAGGCCAUUCAACUGCACCAUCGACAGGAAUGCUUCGUUUUGUUCGUCCAGUCAAGUCCAGGCAGUGCCUUGACCACCUUGACACAACAAACCCUGGAAUGGAAGAACAAGUGGGCGCAGGAGUUGGACAACCCCAAGAGGCCCAAUCUCCGAACGUUUCUCUUUCGCAGCGUGAUCGUGGACCUGCAGCAGAGAGUGGUCAAGCUCUCACAGAGCAGCCCAGGCCAGCAGCUAUGGGACACAGCAGUGCAGGAAGGGGUGAUUCAGGCAGACGGGACCUGGCCUUUCCAGAAAUGGUGUCAUCAGUCGAAGAAACUCAUCACGGCUCAUCGCAAGCCGGCCGAGAUGAGUCGAGCUCUCAAGGACCUACAGUUUCUGACGGAGUUGCUGGAGGAGAACCAUCAGAUCCAGCGCUUUCAUGGGGUGAAACCACAGAAAUCAGUGGUACCGUGGAUACUCCAGGUCAGCUUGAGAGAACAGGACGUAUGGAUUCUGUUGGAAUUCUGGGCCCAGUCAACGCUAUGGUCGCUGGUUGGGGUGUCGAUGAAGAUGCACUCGCAAACCAUGAGCCGCCCGGCUCAAACCCUGGAGAAUCUGUUGCACCCACGCAACGGGAAGAGUUCAGGAAAUCUUUGUUAUGCCAAUGCCUCCAUCACCGCGUUUGUGUGGGCGUGUCUUUCCAGGCAGACUUUUGAGUAUGACGAUUGGGGUUCAUCAGCUGAGACAUUCAUUUCUAUGCUGAGCAACACUGACAAUCCUUAUGUCCUUGAUCAACAGAGUUGGUUCCAGGAUCUUGUUGCACCAUGGAUAACACAGGACAGUCAGGCAGACUCAGCGGAAUUUACGUGUUGGCACGUGGAGAUGGGAAUGCAGGCAGGCCUGAUCCAAGCACCUGAGCUCUUGUGUGUGCACAUUGACCGUAUGGCGCGCACUGGUCCCAACCUUAUUCAGAAGCUGCAGAUUCCUGUCAUCUUCACUGGACUGAUUGCGGUUCCUACAUUUGUGCAACAGGGCAUUGAAUGUGUGUGGAAUCAGUAUUACGCUGUGUCUGCUUUUGCGCACUAUGGUGAAGACAAUGCCGGGCACUACCAGGCCCUGCUCAGGACCACGGACACAAAAGGCAAUGCAGAAAGAUCAUGUUGGCUCCAUUGCGAUGACUGCCGACGCCCAACACCAUGCACUGAGAUUCCCGCAGGGUUUCAUGCUGGAGCCACAUGUCUCUGGCUAUGUCGGUCAGACGUCAUGGAGCUGCACCCAUGGAAACAUGUUGUUCCUCAGGCAUCGCACAUCGGAGGGCUGAUGCAAAUGCUCGCUGCUUGA